Molecule: messenger RNA, 10896 nt
Organism: Plasmodium yoelii
Lineage: Eukaryota; Apicomplexa; Aconoidasida; Haemosporida; Plasmodiidae
Product: zinc finger protein, putative
Exons: 3
Coding region: 1-10896 (3631 amino acids)
Source: RefSeq, a predicted model, not a curated record
AUGGAAAGGGGUAGACCUGCCGGAAGGAGAAACAAUGAUUUGAUGAGCACGUGGAGAGAAGGAAAUUCGAGAAAUGAUAGUUCAGAUAAUCAUCAAUUUUGGUCAAACAUCGAAAAUCAAUAUUUUUCAAAUUUUGAUAAAAGGAUAAUAACUACAUUUGAAGAUCAUAUAAAAUGCACUGAUUAUAUAUGUAAUAAAAUAAAAAAUAAAAAAAUAAAAAAAGAAAUAUUUCAAAAUAUUAAAUGUCAAAAAAGCUCGGUUAAAAUUAAAUUAAAUAUAAAUGAUAAAAAAAGUGAAAAAAAAAAAAAUGGCGUAGAAAACAUUUCACAAUAUAUGUUUCAAAAUAAUCAAUUCCUUAAUAAUACUCCAUUUGGACAGGAAAGUUUAAUCAAUCAAAAUAAUAAUCAAUUUUUAAUAGAUCCUAAAAAUGAUAUAAGAAAUUAUAAAACAAAUAGAAAUCCACUAAUUAACGAUAAACAAUAUAUCGGAAAUGUGGACCAUAUAAAUAAUAUAGAAAAUAUGAUAAACAUAAAUCAUAUGGACAAUCGAUUUAGAGAUUACUCAACAAUGUUUCGUAAUGAAACAUGUUUUAUCGAUUGUAUGCCAAUGGCAGGUAAUAAUUUAUUAUUAAAUACAAUGCAUAAUAAUCUAAAAAUAGAAAAAAAUGAAUCAAAUUAUCCUGAUGAUAUGAAUAAAAAUACAAAUAUAUCCUCAAUAAGCAAUACUAACGAAACAAAUGAUAUAAAACAAACUAAUUUAAAUCAUGCUGAUUCUUCUGAUAAUAAAAAUAUAAAUACUCAAUUUGGUAGUACAGAUACAGAUGCUAACAUGUUUAAUUCUAGCAUCGAUAAUAGUGAUAAAAACAUUGUCAUUAAUAAUUUAAACACUGAUAAUUCUAACGAUUUAAUCCAACAUGAACAUACAGAAAAAAGUAAUAGUCCCAACAUUAAUGAUCAAACAAAUGUAAAUGAAAUUGAUAAUAGUGAAAAUAAAAAUCAUGACAUAAAUGUCAAUGAUUCAAAUACUGAAAAUAACACCGAUGUAACUAAUAACAAUGAAUUGCCAAAAUCGAACGAUAACGAAUGUAGCGGAAACAGUAAUGAUAAUGAUAAUAAUAAUGUCGACACUCUCGAUAAAUCCGAAAAUGACGACAAUGCGAAAGGAAGCGAAAUAAACGAUUUGCAAAAUGGAUCGGAAAAAAAUAAUACACCGGUUUCCAAUCGCUCACAAAAUGAAACAUUCCUAUCUAGUGAAAAUAAAAAUGAUGUCAUCGAAAAUGUCGUUAUGACAUCAAAUAGUAAUGAAGACAACGACAAGAAAAAUGACAAUGAUGUAAGUGAUUCUGUUUCUCUAAUUAAUAAAGAAGAUACAACUGAUGAUUUAUCAAAUACACAUAAUUUAUCUAAUGAUCUAAAUAAUUGUGAUCCUUGUAAUAAUAAUAUCAUAGAAUACUCUUCAAUUAAAAACGAAGAAAAUUUGAAUCCUAACAAUACCAUGUCAUAUGAAAUGAGAAAUAUGAAUAGUGAAGAUGUAAUGGAAAAUAUAAAUAAUACCACAAAUGCAAAAGGAAUGGAUUCAUCUUUUAUUUCAAACAUUGACAAUAAUGAUAACAAUUAUUUUCCUCCAUUUAACAAUUCAUUUAAACAAUUUAAUAACAAUACAUAUCCUAAUUCUAUGAACAAUCCUUAUGAUAAUAAAAUAAAAACAAAUAUGAAUAUCUAUCCAAUGUCAAUGAACAAUUUUAAUCGAGAUAUGUAUUCCUCUAAUGGUAUUCAAGCUCCCAAUAUGUACCCUAAUAUGUAUCAAAAUAAUAAAAGUGAUAAAAUUGAGGUAGAUAAUAAUCAAAAUGAUUCUAGCAAAAAAUCUUCUAUUGGAAGUAUUUCUACUAAUACUGCAAACAUAAAUAAUGAUUCGCUCAAAAUUUUGUAUCAAUAUGGAAAUAAAGGAAUGGUUAAAAUGGAUAAUAUUCCUUUAGGUAAUAAUAAUUUUGGAAUAAAUGAAGAAAACAUGUUAUUUAUGAAUAAAAAUAUGACCAUUUAUAAUAAUGGUAUACCUGGGGAUAUAAUUAAUGGAUCUAAUAAAUCUUUAGCUUUUAAUGAUAUGAUAAAUUUUAACAGAGAAAUGCAAAAUUUAAAAAAUAAUAAUUUUUAUCCAAAUGGAUAUUACAAUUUUAAUGAAAUGGGAAAUUAUCAAAAUGCUAUGGCAUUCGAUAAAUAUAGUAAUGAUAAAUAUUUUCAAAAAUUAAAAAGUGAUAAAUCUAAAAAUAAAAGAAAAAAUGGAACAAAAAUGAGAAAACAUAAUCAAACUGAUGAGCAAGAAAAUCAAUAUAAUUUUGGACAAGAAAAAACUCACACUAGAUUACGAAGUUCUAGAAAUGAUGGAAAAUUUUUUAAUCCCUUUUUAAAUAAAAAAUAUGAUGGUGUGGGAAGAUUACCAUAUAUACAUAAUACGCCAAUUCCUAACGGUUUACAUAUAUCUAUAUAUGUGCCCAAAAAUUAUGAUUUUUCUGAAAACAAUGAAAAGCCAAGUAUUUAUGACAAUAAAAUUGAACAUGUUGAAACAGAAAACAAUUGUGAUAAAAUCACAGAUAAUCUUGAUAAUCCCGAUGUUAACCCUCUCAAUAACACUAAUCAAGUUUGUGAUACAAAAAAAACAUCAGAACAAGAAGACACAUACGAAAUAGAGACAUUGGCAAGAUUAUUAACGGAAAUUACUUUAGGGGAUAAGAAAUUUUUAUCAAACCGACAUAUAACAAUGGAAGACAAAGAAAGGUGUUAUAAAUGUUUUUUAGACGAAUUAAAAAAUUAUAAUACAUUGCCAAUUAUAUUAGGUAAUAUAUUACCAUACUGGAAUAAACAAAAAAAUAAUAAUUUGGUAUACAAGAUUAAAAACUUAAGAACUAACAAUGCAAAACCAAAGUAUAUUCCAAUUCAAAGUGUGAAUAAAGUUUUAGCACGAAAAAAAAUUAAGAAAAAAAAAAUACUCAAAAAAAAAAAAAAAAAAAUAAAAAAAAAUGAUACGGUCACAGUUUUACAUAGUGAUUCAAAUUUAACUGAACAAAAUGCUUUAAAAAAUGAGAAUGUUUCAAAUGCAGACAAAACUAAUGAAGAAGUAAGUACUGAGCAAAAUAUGUCAACUAAUAAAACUGAGAAUGAAAAGGAGAAAACAAUCAUAGAAAAUGAUAAUGAAAAAAAUCCAUCUUCACAUAUACAAAAUAAUGAAAAUGAAAAAAAAAAAAAAUCAUGGAGAAGUUUUUUUCUAAUAAAUAGUAUUAGUAGUAGUAAUAAUAAUGAAACUGAUGAUAAAAAUGAUGAUAAAAAUGAUGAUAAAAAUGACGAUAAAAAUGAUGAUAAAAAUGAUGAUAAAAAUGAUGAUAAAAAUGAUGAUAAAAAUGACGAUAAAAAUGAUGAAAAGCCACAAUCAGAAGAAGGAAAAGAACUGAUUGCAAACGAAAGUAACAAAAAAACAUGUUCUAAUGAUGAAAAAAAUAAUAUAGUAGAUGCAAAUGAAAGCAGUACAAUUAAUGAAAAAAAAGAAAAAAUAAUAAAUUUAAAAAAGUCAAAUCUUAAAAAAAAAGCAAAAAAUAAACUUCGCCAUUUGGGAACGUGUGGAAAAUUCGGAUCAUUUAAUUUUUUAAAAAAAUAUAAAUUUAGCAUACCAAAGAAUAGUACUGUUCCAUUUAAUAGCUCUAUAUUUUCUCUUCAAAAAAAUCAACAUAUGUCAAAUGUUUAUUUUGAGUUUAUAUUGACAAAUAUUAAUUUAGAUAAAUAUAAACGCAAUAUAUUAAAUGUAAAUUAUAAUCAUAAUAAUUCUAUUAAUAAAAAAAAUAAAAUACAUUGUAUCAAAUUGUCCAAGCUACGAAACACUAAUGCUAACAUUUCAACCAAUAGUAAAAGUAAAAAAAAUAUAAAUCAAACUUUGCAAGAUAAAAAAGAAAAUAAUGAAUAUACAACUACAAAAAAAAAUGAAAACACAAUAAAUAGUAGCAAUUAUUUAGAUGGAAUAGUAAAUACAACUAGCGAUAGUUUCUUUGGCGAUUCUAUUUUAUUUACAUCAAGUAAAAUAAAGCAAGACGAAUGCACAGAUUCUGUAGAACAAUCAAAUAACAUUAUUAAUUCAGAAAAUAAUACUGAAAAAAAAAAUAUUGAAAAUGAGACAAAUACAGUUAAUGGAACUAGAGAAGUUGAUGUAUUUUUAAAAAAUAACAAUAACAAACAUAGUACAUAUAUUAAAAAUAUAAAUGAAGAAAUAUGUGUUUUAUUUUCAAGAUAUAUGCAUAAUAUUAAACAACAAAAAAAAAUUAUUGUAAAAUUAUUAGAUAAUAUAAAAAAUGAAAAGAAAAAACCAUAUAAAUAUUGGUAUUCAAUAGAAGAUAAAAUGAUUAAUUUUUAUAUAAACGAAUAUUUAAAAAAUAAAUUAAACACUAAACAUACAUAUACAUUAUCAAAACAAAUUGUCGAUUUAUUAAAAUUAAGAUUAACUAUUAAUCAUAGUUCUCAAUUACCUAAUAGUUGGACUGAAAAAGCUUUAUGCAAUAUUUGCAGCUUAGGUGAAGAUUGGGAUGAUAAUCCGAUUGUUUUUUGUGAUUGUUGUUAUACACCUAUGCAUUCUUUUUGUACUGGAUUCAGAAAUGUUAAAAAUCAAAAUAUAAUAAAAAGAAAUCCAAAUAUGUCUGAUAAAGGAGAUUCACAAAAUUGUGAUAAUGAAAAAGAAGAAAGUUCGAAAUAUAAAAAUAAUAAUUAUAAAUAUGGGACCCAAAAUAAUGCAUAUAAUAAUACUAACGGAGUUAAUGAAAAAAAUGAGUAUUAUCAACAAUAUAAUAAAGAAGGACAAAUUGCAAAAAAUUAUUUUAAUAAUAAUGAAAAAAAUAAUUACAUGCAUAGUGAUAUAAAUAAAGAUGGAAAUAAGUAUACACAUGAUAACAAUAAUUGCUCUGGAAAACAUGGUAUUGAUAAAAAAAAAAACAAAAUUAAUUUAAAUGUUAUAAAUUAUUUAAUGGAAGAUAAUUUUAUUAAACUAAACUCUCCAAAUAGUAUGUUCAGUUCAAUUGUAAGUAAUAAUAAUGACGAAAAAAAUGAUAAUGAAAAAAUAGAUAGUGAAAAAGAAGAUAACCAAAUAAAUUAUACUAUAUUGGAUACUCAAUUGAAAAAUAAUGAAAAUAUGAAUGUAAAAAAUGAGCACGAAAAUAAAGAAGAUGAAUGUUAUUAUAAAUGUGGGUUAAGUGAUACAAAUAAUGAUAAUAAUACUGGCCAAACUGAUGAAAAAAAAGAAUCUUAUUUAGAUACUUCGAUAUUUACAGAUGAUAAGGAAGAAAGAAAAGUUGAAAAUGAAGAAUCGAAUCAAAUAAAAAUGGAAAAUCCAAUUAUCGAACAAAACAUAGAUCAACCAAUAGAUCAACAAAACAAUAAAAAAAUAAAACAAGAAACAAAUAAAAUUUCUACUGAUGUGGCAAAAACUAAUACUGGAUAUCCAUCAAAUACAGAAGAAGAACAAUGGAUAUGCCCACUUUGUUCUUAUUUAAGAAAUCAGAUAUUAUAUAUUGAAGAUUCGGUUGCAUUUAAAAUUAUUAGGCAUUUAAGUGGACCUCAAAAAAAAAAAGAUAUUGAUUUAUUAAUUAAAUCAUGCAAUGAAUAUACUAAUGAAAAUAAUAAUAACACUCAGGAAUCUGGUGAUACUGCUAAUAAUGAACAAAAUAAUAAUAAAAAUGAAGUUGAUGAUAAAAAAAAAAAGGAAACAUUUUCUUAUACACCACCAGAAGAAAUAAUUUUUCAAAGCAACUCUCAAAUGGAUGCAUAUAAAUAUAAAUCGGUUAUGCUUUUAUUUGACAUUGAGUAUGAUAUAAAUUAUUAUAAGUUAAAAUAUCAAAUAGAAAUAAAGGAUAGUCAUGAUUUCUUUGAAAAAAUUGUUCUUAAAAAUCCGAAUAUAUAUAAAUAUAAAAAUAUUUUUAAUACUAUUAUGGUUAGUAAAAUUGAUAAAGAUAAUAAUUAUACAAAAUUUUUAAAUGAAAAUAUUAAAAUGUUUAGACAAGAAUCUGUUUAUAUUAAUCCAAAUUUUGAAGAUAGUGAUUCUGAUGAUACAGAAUAUGAAAAAAAAAAAAAAAAAAGGGGUCGAAAACCUCUAUUAAAUAAAAAUGAAUAUUCUAAUAAUAAACUAUAUCAUGAUAAAGUUUCAAACAAAUGUAUAAAUAAAAAAAAUAAAAUACGAUCAAAGCAAAAUAAUAUAGUUAAUAAGCCCCCAUAUAAUAAAAAUAAUAACGUCACUUUAGAUGCUAAUGGCAAUGUAAUAGUUAGAAAAAGAGGAAGACCACUUGGAAGCACUAAAUUAAACAAAAUGAAAUUGCUUGCUCUUAAAAAUAAAAAUAUUACAAAAUCUGAAAUUACUACAAAUGAGAAUCAUGAAUAUACAAUUCAGGAAAAUCAGGAUGAUUCUAUUACUACUGGUCAAAAUUUAUAUACUUCGGAUCUACCAAACAGUCAGGUAAAUACCUUUUCUUCAAAUUUGAAUGAAUUAGACAAUAUUAAUAAUAAAUCAAAUCAAAAUGAUAAAAAAAAUAAUGAUGACUCAGAUGGCUCUCCAUGUGACAUUAAUAAUGAAGAAGAAACAAUUAAAAUGGAUUUUGAGCUAAAAAAGGAAAAUCAAAGUUUAGAUAUUUCUUCCAAUAAAAAUAAUAUUGAAUUUGGCCAUUCCACUAUUUUUCCAAAUGUUAAUAAUAAUACAAAUGAAACUAAUAUAUAUUUGGGAUUGGAAGAAAAUGGAACAUUACUAAAAUAUAAUUAUAGUAAAAAUUUUUCAUUUAUUUUUAAAAUUCCAACAUGUUGUAUCUGUGAAUUUGGUUCAUUUUAUCAAGGAGGAGGACCAAUAAAAAGAACAAAAAAAAAAAAUCAAUGGUGCCAUAUUCGAUGUGCAUCAAUUAGUAAUUGUAUAAUAGAAGACAAAAUUGAAAUUUGUAAUAGAGAAAGAAAUAAAUAUAAAUGUUCAUUAUGUUUACGCACUAAUAAUAUAGGUAUAAUAAAAUGUAAUGUUGCUGAUUGCUAUAAAUAUUAUCAUAUAUCAUGUGCAACUUCUUCUAAUAAAUAUUUAAUAGAAUUAAAUGAAAAUAAUAAAUUAGUUUUAUUUUGUUCAAAUCAUUCUCAAAAAAAAGCGCCAACAGAAAUAUUAAGAAAAUAUCAAAUUUUAAGAGAAAAAGAAUAUGCCAAAAAUAAAUUAGAAGAUAAAAUAAAUGUUGGAAAAAUGUUUGAUGCAUAUACAUUACAAAAUUAUUUAAAAAUAAGUGACAUGAAAUUAUUUAAUCUUUUAUCAUUAUCUUCUUUAUCUAUAUUCAAAGAUUCUGUUUAUUUCAAUUAUGAUCAAUAUAAUCAAACUAUGAAAAAUUAUUACAAUAAUAAUAAUUAUAAUCCAAAUGAAGAUUUUACAGAUCUUUAUCAAAAUUUUGAUCAAUAUUUAUUAGGCGAAGGAAAAGGCAUUUUUGACAAUUCAGGAUUAACUAAAUCUUGUAUGAAAAAAUCACUAAUUAAAGAAAACGAUGAUUUAAAUUCUGAAGCUAAAAAUGAAAAGGAUCAGAUAGAUGUGAGUGAUAAUGGAACUAAACAAAAUUCUAUUAAUGAAGAAACUGCACAAGAUGCAGAACGUGAAUAUGUUGAUAAAAUUAGAGAACUUGAUAAUAUUAAGGAAGAAAAUGAUAAAGCAGAAAAUCUUUCCCAUGUAAACAAAAGUGAAGCGGACCAAACUGAACAAAAAGAAAAUAAUAAAAAUAGCUAUGAUGGUGAAAAUAUGCUUUUGGAAUUAGAAGAAACAAAUAAAGUAGAAAAUAUGCCCAUAGAUAUAUUCGAUAUAGAAAAUAUCAAUAAAAUAAGUACUAGAAAAUGUAAUAAUAUUAUAAGUAUAAGUAGUUUUAAAAAUAUAUAUAAUGAAAAUUUAUUAGAUGAAGAUUCCUUAUUAAAAUUAAUAAUAUACGAUUUUUUAAACCUUCAAAAAGAUAUACAAGAAUUUAAUAGUAACAUAUUAAGUGAUAAAUAUAAAAGAUUAAAAAAUUUUGAGACUAUAUUAUUAUUGUAUCCGCAUUUUAAUGAUUAUCAAUUGAAAAAAUUAUCUGAAUUAAUAUUAGAAAAAUAUAAUUCAAAUAUUUUAAACAUAAAAACAGAUGAUUCAUUUUUUGCAUUUUUUAAUAAAUUUCUUUCAUUGUUGAAUAGCAAAAAUCUGAUGAUAUGCAGUGUUUGUUUAUCAAAAGCAAUUUAUACUGAAACUCGAAAAGAUGCAAAAAAAUUGGAAACUGAGGAAAGUCAAAGUUCCAUAAAUACUUCUAAUAUUGAUAGCCCAAAUAAUUCCAUUAAAACUACACUAAAUGAAACAAGUCAACUAAAACGAAAAUUAAGAGGUACUUCUACCAAUAUAAAUGAUAGUUUUGAAAAUAAAAAAGAAAGAAGAUUAGGAUCAUUAAGUGUUUUAAAAAAAUGCUCACAAUGUAAUGUAUUUAUAUGCUACUUUUGUUGUCAUAGAAUGAAUAUAGACAUGAUUAAAAAUUAUAUAAAUAAUGAUAUAAAAAUGAAAUCAAUUGAAAUUGCAGAAAAUAUUAAAAAUAAAGAUGCAGUUCCUCGCCCACAUGUACGCACAAAUAAAGUUGGAAGACCAUGUAAAAAUCCUCUUAAACUACUUGCAGCAGCAGCAGCAGAAAAUUCUUCUAUAACUUCCUUAGCCCCCAAUGCAAAUAUUCCAACAACUUCUGAAUCAGCCACAAAUUCCAAAUUAGAAAAUAACGAAAAUUGUCAAAAUCAAUCAAAUGUUUUGAAAAAUGAUUCAAAUAAUCUUAAUACUCCAAUCAAUGAACCUUCAAAAGAUAAUCCGAAUUGUGAUGUAAAUGAAAGUAAAGAAGUAACAGUUCAACAAAAGGAACAACAAAAUAAUGAUAGUCAAGGUAUUAAUAAUGGUAUAAACACCAAUUUAGAUGCAGAAAAAAAUACAGUAAUUGUGAAAAAAAAUAAACCUGGAAGAAAAAGAAUCGAUCCUAAUAAUAAGAAUAUCAUGUUGAAAAACACUAUUCCCAAGAGUAAUGAAGAUGAAGAAGAAUUUAUAUGCCCAAGAUGUGAAUAUUUUAAAAUAAAGAAAAAAAUUGUUUUUUGUUCUUAUUGUCCAAGAUUAGAUGGAUUUUUAAACUGUUUUGAAGAUAAAGUAAAAAAAGAAUUAUUAUUUGUUCAUCCUAAAUGUUUAGAAUAUGUUAAUACUGCUUAUUCAAAAAAAAAUAAUAUUAAUGAAACCAAAGCAGGAGUUUUAAAAAAAGUAUGCAGCUAUUGUAGAAUAAAACAUGGUAUAGUUAUUACAUGUAGUAAUACAGAUUGUGAUGCUUCCUUUCAUAUAUCUUGUGGUAUAUUAUUAGGAUGCAAAAUGGACAAUUUUUUUGGAAGAGUCGAUAUAUAUAAUCCUAAAAAAGCUUAUUGUUUUAAACAUACUUUUCAAAGCUGUAAAAAAAAUACAUUAACUAAUUUUAUUAAUACAAAUAAAUUAUUUUAUUUUGAAAAUUUUUUAUAUUUCCCAUUCAAUCAUUUAUAUAAUUUCUUAUUGGGUACAUAUAUUUUUAAUUAUUUAAAUAAAAAAUGCAUAAAUCAUUUAUUGAAGCCUAUCAAAAUAUCUGACCCACCAUCUAUAAAUGCAAUAUUUGAAAAAACACAAUUUAAUAUUAUGAAAAAGAAUAUGAUGAUACCAUUUAAUGAUUACAGAAAAGCAAAUAAAGACAAAAUGGGUCUUAAUAGCGAAUUCGAUUCCUCACAACCCAAUGCAAAUAUAUACAGUAAUGAUAUUGUUAACAAUUCCAAUAUGUCUCAAAAAAUGUUAAAAUCAAUGGGUUAUAAAAAUGAAAUAAACUCUGCAUUAUCUCCAUCAAUGAACUCAUUAAUGAAUAUGCAUCCUGACUAUAUGUCAGCAAAUAAUUAUAAUUUAUUAGAUCCUAUGAAUAAACUAAAGGAAAAUGGAUUAGUCUCAGAUAAAAGAAAUAUAAUGAAUAUGCCACCAGAAUAUUAUAAAAAUGGCUAUUUAAUGCAGAAUGCACAUAAUAAUAAACAAGCUAAAAAUAGUCAUGGAUUUAUUGACGAUGAAAUAACUGGAAAUACAAUUCCCACAUCAGAACAAAAUGAUACUAAUGAAAUGAAACAAUUUCCAAAUUAUGGUUUUAAUCCUAGAUCUAUUGAUAAUAAUAACCUUAUGUAUUAUAAUAAAAAAAUAGAAGGUAAUUCUACUAUGCUUCCAUUUUUUAACAAUAAUAUGGAUCCAUUAAAUCAGCAAAACCUUUAUAACUAUUAUGGUCAUAAAUAUGAAUCAAAUAUAGAUAAAAAUAAUAUUUUGAAUAAAAAAGGAAAUAAAAAUAAUGGCAUUAGAAGGAAAAGAAGAAGAAGAAUGAAUCAAGAUAGUGCAAAUCCAUACAAAAAAAUUAAUACAAAAGUUAUGAACACAUUAGAAAAUAAUAAUGAUACAGAAGCUCCUGUACAAGUAAAAAAAAGAGGUCGCGGUAGAAAAAAUAAAAAUCUCAAUAUUGAUAGCACUAAUUUAGAUAGUAUAAACCCUUAUAAGCAAUCUUAUGAUGAUCCAAAAUCAUAUUUAAAUCAUGAUUUUAUAGACCCAACUAAAAAUUAUAGUAAAUAUACUAAAGAAUUCGAUACAGAUUUAAUAAAAGAUGAAAAAAAAUAUACACAAAAAAAUGAAAACGAUAUUAAUGAUGGUCAAAUAUAUUGCCCAGUAUGUAAAUUUGUUUAUGAAGAAUUAAGUGAUGGUUCACCAGCUGAUGGAUUAAAUUGGAUUGGAUGUGAUAAAUGUGAAAGAUGGUAUCAUUGGAUAUGUUGUAAAUAUUCUAUUGACAAUCCUCCAGAUAUGGAAAAUGAUUGGUAUUGUAGUAUGUGCUUAAACAGCUAA